Molecule: messenger RNA, 1098 nt
Organism: Symbiodinium sp. CCMP2592
Lineage: Eukaryota; Dinophyceae; Suessiales; Symbiodiniaceae
Source: the annotation of a GenBank genome assembly
AUGCCUGAGGACGGUGGCGACAGCAGUGCUGUACAGCAGCAGCUGCAGGAUGUCCGGCACAUCCAAGCUUCUGGUGGUGCAUUUGCUGCAAUACGGGGCGAUGGAUCUGUUGUCACAUGGGGGAAUACUCACUAUGGUGGCGACAGUAGCUACGUCCAGGAGCAGCUGAAGAACGUCCAGCAGAUCCAAGCUUCCGGAGAUGCAUUUGCUGCAAUCCUGGGUGAUGGAUCUGUUGUCACAUGGGGCAAUGAUGACCAUGGGGGCGACAGCAGCUCCGUACAGGAGCAGUUGAAGACUGUUCAACGAAUCCAAGCCACUGAUGUUGCAUUUGCAGCUAUCUUGGCUGACGAAUCUGUCGUCACCUGGGGUAAUGCAGAGCUGGGUGGCGACAGCAGUGCUGUGCAGCAGCAGCUGCAGAAUGUCCAGCAGAUCCAAGCUACCGCUUACGCAUUUGCUGCAAUCUUGAGUGAUGGAUCCGUGGUUACAUGGGGCGAUGCCGACUGCGGUGGCGACAGCAGUGCCGUACAAUCACAGCUCAAGAACGUGCAGCAGAUCCAAGCUUCUGGAGGUGCAUUUGCUGCAAUCCUGCGUGAUGGAUCCGUGGUCACCUGGGGUGAUGCCGAUUUUGGUGGCGAUAGCAGUGCCGCACAGGAGCAACUGAGGAAUGUGCAACGGAUCCAAGCUGGUAAUCAAGCGUUUGCCGCAAUCUUAGGUGAUGGAUCUGUGGUCGCCUGGGGUAAUUCCGAGCUGGGUGGCGACAGCAGUGAGGUGCAGGAUCAGCUUCGAGAUGUGCAGGAAAUCCAAGCUUGUGUUCACGCAUUUGCUGCAAUUCUGGGUGAUGGAUCUGUGGUCACCUGGGGCGAGGCUGACGCCACAGCUGUACAGCAGCAGCUGAAGAAUGUCCAGCAGAUCCAAUCUUCUGCUCGUGCAUUUGCUGCAAUACUGGGCGAUGGAUCUGUUGUCACCUGGACCUGGAAGUUUGGUGCCGUACAGGAGCAGCUGAAGAAUGUGCAACACAUUCAAGCCUCAGAGGUCGGAUUUACUGCGAUCUUGGGUGACGGAUCCGUGGUCACCUGGAAUGAUCCAUGGCGGUGUUGA